AUGACGGUCCAGCAGCCGUUCUUGACCCUGAACAGCGGUUAUAAAAUUCCCCAGGUUGGCUUGGGGACAUUUAUGGCACCCCCUAACGAAGUGGAAAAUGCUGUUCUAACUGCGAUUGAUACGGGUUACCGCCACAUCGAUUGUGCCUAUAUAUACGGAAAUGAAUGUGAGGUCGGAAAUGCCCUGAAGAAAAAAUUUGAUGAUGGAACGAUAAAACGUCAGGAUGUCUUCAUCACAUCAAAGUUAUGGUGUGAUGCCCAUCGCUUGAAAGAUGUGCGUCCAGCAUGCGAAAAAAGCUUACGCAUGCUGGGACUGAAAUAUUUGGAUCUUUAUCUUGUCCAUUGGCCCGUUUCCUUCCAUGUCAAAGAGGGCAGGAAAUUCUCUAGAGACGAUCCAGAUGCGUUGGAAUAUGAAGAGGUACCCUUGGAAGAGACUUGGAAGGGUAUGGAGGCCCUCGUUGAAGCUGGUCUCGUGAGGUCGAUUGGUGUUUCUAACUUCAACAAGGCUCAGAUUGAACGAAUUCUGGCCAUUUGUAAAAUUCCUCCCGCGGUAAAUCAAAUUGAGGUUUCGGUGAACUGGCUAAAUGAUAAAAUGAUCGAGUACGCCCACUCCAAUGGCAUUCAGAUCACUGCUUUCUCCCCAUUCGGCUCUCCCGGUCUCAUGACGUGCGUUUUCAUACUGUCUCCUUUACGAUUUCCUUACUUGGCUGUCUAA
Molecule: messenger RNA, 714 nt
Organism: Dibothriocephalus latus
Lineage: Eukaryota; Metazoa; Platyhelminthes; Cestoda; Diphyllobothriidea; Diphyllobothriidae
Source: the annotation of a GenBank genome assembly